UUUACCAACAACUGAGACAACAAGAAGAAGAACAACAACAACAAGUACUCAAACUACAAGUGUUACUAUCCAAACAACCAGUAACUCUUCCUCAGUUACCCUCAGUUCCAGUAAAGUGUUUAUCAAAUCAACACUGAGCUCAUCAGUUUUUAAAUCAACCCCAUCAAAAGCUACAGUCCCAUUAACUGCAUUGACAACCCCUCCAUCAACACCAAUUGUAUCUACUGUCAAGACUACCAUUAAAACACCUAGUGGUCUUCCUGACCAAGAACAAACCAGCAGUCCACCAACCACCAAAACAACCCUCAAAACAAACAAGUGCCCAUCCAUCAAGGGAAAAAACAGCAGUCCACCAACCACCAAUACAACCCUCGAAACAGACAAGUGCCAAUCACCCAAGGGAAUAACCAGCAGCCCACCAACCACCAAAACUACCCUCAAAAUAAACAAGUGCCCGUCUGCCAAGGGAACAACCAGCAGCCCACCAACCACCAAAACAACCCUCAAAACAAACAAGUGCCCAUCCAGCAAGGGAACAACCAGCAGCCCACCAACCACCAAAACAACCCUCAAAAUAAACAAGUGCCCGUCUGCCAAGGGAACAACCAGCAGCCCACCAACCACCAAUACAACCCUCAAAGGAAACAACUGCCCAUCCGCCAAGGAGACAACCAACAGUCCACCAACCACCAAAACUACCCUCAAAACAAACAAGUGCCCGUCUGCCAAGGGGACAACCAGCAGCCCACCAACCACCAAUACAACCCUCAAAACAAACAAGUGCCCGUCCAUCAAGGGGAGGACCAGCAGCCCACCAACCACCAAUACAACCCUCAAAACAAACAAGUGCCCUUCCAUCAAGGGGACAACCAGCAGCCCACCAACCACCAAUACAACCCUCAAAACAAACAAGUGCCCUUCCACCAAGGGGAGGACCAGCAGCCCACCAACCACCAAUACAACCCUCAAAAGAAACAAGUGCCCAUCUGCCAAGGGGACAACCAGCAGCCCACCAACCACCAAUACAACCCUCAAAACAAACAAGUGCCCUUCCACCAAGGGGACAACCAGCAGCCCACCAACCACCAAUACAACCCUCAAAACAAACAAGUGCCCAUCUGCCAAGGGGACAACCAGCAGCCCACCAACCACCAAAACAACCCUGACUACAACCAGCAUUCUGUCAUCUUUAAAAAAAGAAGCAACAGUCCUUCCAACAAAUAAAACAACCCGAAACCCGUCCAGGAACUCUCGUUUCAGAAAUACUCAAUGCUGGACAGACUGGUUUGACCAGGACAAUCCCAGUGGAAAUGGAGACCAGGAGAUCCUGAGUUAUCUGCAAUAUAAAAACCCAGGGAAGAUCUGCAAUAAACCACUUCAGAUUGAGGUCCAAACUACAGCUGGACUUAGUGUUUCUGUGACAGGAGAUUUGAUUGAAGCAGAUGACACAGCCAAAGGAUUCAUCUGUAUGAACUCAGACCAGACACAGGGCCCCUGUCAGGACUACCGUGUUCGUUUCAUGUGCCCAGCCGACUUCUGCAGUGAGAAUGGAAAUCGUCCAACCCGUGAAACAACCACGAACCUGUCAACCAAAGCACCAGAAAACAACCAGCAGACAAACAGCUCUCACACAAAUACUGACUGCUGGACUGGCUGGUUUGAUCGAGACAAUCCCAGUGGAAUCGGAGACCUGGAGAUCCUGAGUGUUCUGCAGUAUGAAAACCCAGCAAAGAUCUGCAAUAAACCACUUCAGAUUGAGGUCCAAACUACAGCCGGACUCAGUGCUGCUGCGACAGGAGAUGUGAUUGAAGUAGCUGAUGUAAACACAGGAUUCAUCUGUAAAAACUCCGCCCAGGCUCAAGGCACGUGUCAAGAUUAUCGUGUUCGCUUCAUGUGCCCAUCUAACUUCUGCAGUCAACAAGUGUGUUGGACUAUUUGGUUUGACCGGGACAAUCCUAGUGGUUUCGGGGACCGGGAGCUCCUCCAAGACCUGAAAAAAGAGAAUCCAGGAGUCAUUUGUGACCGUCCUCUCUACAUCGACGUUGUUACGACCGACACAAACGCCACAGCCAUCUCCACCGGGCAGUCAUUCCACACCUACAGUCCAACUGAAGGAUUCAAAUGUCGCAACAAAGACCAGCACAGAGGCCGCUGCAGAGACUACAAAGUGCGCUUUGGAUGCCCAUGCCAAUAAUGUAAAACCUCGACUCAUGGGAAAACUGAAGAGGAACUCUCUCAACUUUUACUUUACAACAUAAUUUAAUCUUGACUAAUUAUUUCUAACAAGCCACAAAAUUUAUUGAAUCAAUGAAGUUAUGAUUAAUCGUGAGAAUGCAUCAAACAUUACAUUCAUUUAUUUUUGCAUAACCUUCAGAAUCAUCAGUUAUUCUCAUUAAAGGUUCAGAAUUUAAGAGUGAAAUAAUAAUCUGAAAACAGAUUGAGUU
This is a messenger RNA of Notolabrus celidotus (New Zealand spotty), 2444 nucleotides long. It is a transcript of the gene muc5.7, whose product is annotated as mucin-5AC. The annotation marks the transcript as partial. NCBI's taxonomy places the organism in Eukaryota, Metazoa, Chordata, Actinopteri, Labriformes, Labridae. The record is from RefSeq and is a predicted model, not a curated record. The transcript is spliced from 7 exons.